This is a messenger RNA of Lodderomyces oxycetoniae, 5130 nucleotides long. It is a transcript of the gene UGT51C1, whose product is annotated as Ugt51c1p. Lineage: Eukaryota; Fungi; Ascomycota; Pichiomycetes; Serinales; Debaryomycetaceae. Gene Ontology annotation, biological process: sterol metabolic process; carbohydrate metabolic process. Gene Ontology annotation, molecular function: hexosyltransferase activity; UDP-glycosyltransferase activity. The record is from RefSeq and is a predicted model, not a curated record. The coding region runs from base 1 to 5130 and encodes 1709 amino acids. The transcript has a single exon.
AUGCCAUUUUACAAGAAAGUAAGGGAAACUAUACUACAUCCGGUUCAGGAAGUUCAUGGUGUGCUUAGUCAUCUAAGUGGAUCAACCACUGUAAGCGAGAAAGAGGAAGACGAGGAGGAAGACGAGGAGGAAGACGAGGAGAACAAAAGGGUAGAUGCUGAAAACAAAAAGGUAGAUGCUGAGAACAAAAAGGUAGAUGCUGAGAACAAAAGGGUAGAUGCUGAAAACAAAAGGGUAGAUGCUAAGAACAAAAGGGUAGAUGCUGAAAACAAAAAGGUAAAUGCUGAGGACAAAAAGGUAGAUACUAAGAAUGAGGAUGAGGAUGGGACAAAAUUAGCUGGAGUUGCUAGCAAACCCGCUUCACCGGUUGAAGAGAAACCUUCAUUUUCGGAGUUACAACGACGUAGUACGGAUGAAGAUGACGAUGAAGAUAUUGCACAACCCUAUGGUGAUUCAAGUGGAGGGAAUUUUUUCUCUUCCUUGAUCAAUAAUACUUCAAUAUGUUCAGGAUUUGGAACGCUAAAUAGUUUGAGAAAAUUCAGUAUUGAAGAUUUUUUAAAGAGCCACAAGGAUGACAGUAUACUGCAAGAUCAAGGAUAUCUUAAUCUGGAAAAACACAAUAACCCUAGUUUCCAUUCACUGCAAAUUCACCAAGAAGCUUCGGCUCCGGGUCGUAAUGAUCAGCUUAAUCAACUGCCAAAAAGUUCAGAUUUUGUGCAUAAAGCUCACCCAGUUUAUGCAGAGCGUCAAAGAAAGUCUAGUGACGAAUACCAUCAUACGACAAGCGAGGAUAACGACUACUACGACGACGACGAGGAUGAUGAUGAUGAUGAUGAUGAUGAUGACGACGACGAAUACUAUGAAGACGUGGAUCCAGAGUUUGAGGAGGAAAAAUUUGUCGCUAGCAGAUUGACCCCUACACAAUCAAUGAUUUCAAUUCAACCAGAAAAAUCAAGUGAUGAUAAAACUGCUCGACCCACAACUAAAACAACGGAAGCAGCUACAAGUGUGCCUUCUGACUUGACGUCGUAUUCGACACUAGACAGUGAAUCUACAGUGGGUCCAGAAAGGAAACAACAAAAUAUCACUACUACUCAUACUGCUAGUACAGCAACAUCAGCAACAACAACAACAACAACAACAACAACAACAACAACUUUAUCUGAGAAUAAUGACGCCAAUAAAUUUCCCACACUGAACUCGAAUAUAGAAGCAAAACCGAAUAUAGAAGCGAAACAGCCAUUGUUAAUACAAACACCUUUACAAAGAUCAGUGGUUGAGAAUUUGGACCCACAUAAUAUACGUGAAGGCGUUUUGAUCAAGUUAAAGGGUCAUAAUCUUAAAGAGGAUACCAGUUCAAUGUUAAAUGAUUCCAAAAUUCAAUUACGGUUGAAAAUAGCUGAAAAGUUGAAGAGAACAUUUCGAUUGAAUGAUGAGGAUGUUUUUUAUAGGAAUUACAGUGCAUGGCUUGUGAAAGAUGUUCUCCUCCAAGGUCAUUUUUACCUAACCAGGGAGUCACUCCUUUAUUUUGCCUUUUUGCCUAAACGUUUUAGUUUGGAAGGUUCAACAGACGUUCAAAAUAUGGAUGAUACUUCGAAUAUAAUCAUGAGAGGUAACUUGGGUAUGAAGACUGGGAAAUUUGGUGAUACUACUUUUGCAACUGUUUUGACUCACCGAUAUUGGUCGAUUUUGAGACCGGAAACUUUGACCAUUUAUAGUUCAUCCACGGAUUUGUAUUUCCCACUUUUGGUAAUUGAUAUACGAAGUUGCCUAUAUGCUGAAAUCAUGGACAAAGAGAAGUAUAAAGAGGUUGUUUCAUCGCCCAAUUCUAAAAGUGGUUAUACGUCAGGCAUUAUUACGCCGCCUUCUGUUGAUGACACUACUUCCGAACUACGAGAAAUGCUUAGCGAUGAUGAGUUCAACGCAACAGAAGAUAAUAUCGAUAUGAAAAGUAGCACUUUUUGGUUCAAAUUGGUAACCAAGAAAAAAACAUAUAAAUUCCAGUGUGAUAACUUGUAUUCAGCUCGCCAGUGGUGUAAUAAUUUGACCAAAUUAAUAUUUCAGUUGAAUAAUGCAAAUCUGAGUGGCGAGGUGUUGAUAAAAAUACCUAUAGCGAAUAUAAUAGAAUUCAAAAAGAGAACGUUGUUCGAUGAGGAGAAAGAUGACGAUGUGGAAGAAGACUUGAAUGACAUACCUUUGAGCUUGAGUAUCAAGUAUCAUACAAAUCAGCUCGUUGAGAAGAAAAAGAAAAGUAGUUUUGGUUACCGAAUGAGGAGUGAGCCCGAUGACUUGGACGAAGUCUUUUUCUUGUUCUCCAAGAAUGGAACAGAGUUGUUCAAAUCGAUUGAAGAAAUCUUUGACCAAAAUCUUGCAGCUGAUGACUCCAGCACGAAAAAAGCGGGUCUUUUUUUUAGUGGUUUCAAGAAUGAUAAGGUUCUGUUGCAAAAGUCAAUCUCCACACUAACACCCUCGGCAAACACCUUGGUUCAAACGGUUGUUGAAAAAAACAUGCCCGAUAUGAAAGCAAAAACGACAGACGAGUCAACGUUAAAGAAACUUGGAAAAUCUAUUACUAGACCAAAAACCCUUCUUAAGAUUCCAAACUCAUUUGGAUCGGUUGAUCGAAUGAUUUCAGAGUCACCAACUGAGAGUACUCAUAUCUCCUUACCUCGAGCACUUUCAGAAAAGAAUUUACGUAAGUUGGAAAUAUCAUUUGAAACAACAUUUAAAAAUUUGAAAGACGCAACUUCAAGAUAUGAUGAUUCUGGCAACCAUCUUCCACUUCCAUCAAAUAUUACCGACAAAGAUGCUAAUAAAAAGAACAAGGGUAUUUUGCGUAAAAAGAUAAGAGCCAUUUCAUCAGUUGGCACUAAAUUCUCAGCUAGCCCACAGCAUUAUCUAAAAGAAGAUGAAUAUUUUGUGCACAGCUCUCAUGACCGAGAAGAUGCCUUGAAACAUUUCCAAGAACAUUUUUCAUUGUUUAAUUCUCAGAUAAUUGCGUCUUAUUAUUGUCAUGUAUUGCGAUCUGUGCCUGUUUAUGGAAAAUUGUAUAUUUCCGAUUGUGAAGUUUGUUUUAGAAGUUUACUUCCGGGUGUGUCAACAAAGAUGAUAAUCCCCUUGAUGGAUAUUGUUGGUAUUGAAGCCACUGAUGGGUUCAAGUUGGGGUAUGCUGGUGCCAAAAUAGUUGUUCAAGGCAUAGAUGAGAUGGUUUUUGAAUUUGCAUACUCAAAGUCAAGGGACGACUUUUUAGAGACUUGUUUGGAAAUAUUGCAUAAGCUUCAUAAAAACGAUGGAUUUAGACCCAAACCUUAUGAGUGGGGUAGUAACUAUAAUAUUGAGCUUUACAAAACACGCAUGGGGUAUACUGAUUCUGAACGACAAAACCUAGAAAAGCAGCCGGAUAAUAAGAGAGAUUUGAAGCUUGCUGAACACAGGGUAGCACUAGCAAGAAUCAAAAUGUUUGAAGACAGAUUGAAUGGAGCAUCUGGUUUAGACGUUCCAAUAGUUCUUGAGGAUUCUCCCUUCUUCCAAACGGAAAUGAAACCUUCUACAUCCUACAAUAUUACCCUUCUUACUAUUGGAUCACGUGGUGAUGUACAACCAUAUAUAGCCUUGGCAAAGGGCUUAAUGAGAGAAGGACAUAGAAUUACGAUUGCAACUCAUAGUGAAUUUAAAGAUUGGAUUGAAAAGUAUGGUAUACAAUUCAAGGAAGUUGCUGGAAAUCCUGCGGAGUUGAUGUCUUUUAUGGUUACGCAUAGCACAAUGUCGGUAUCGUUUUUGAAAGAUGCUCAAGCAAGAUUCAAGAAUUGGAUUAAGAAAUUAUUAACAAGUAGCUGGCAAGCAUGUCAAGGUGCUGAUAUUUUAAUUGAGAGUCCUUCCGCCAUGGCUGGUAUACAUAUUGCGGAAGCCUUGUUGAUACCCUAUUUUCGUGCUUUUACUAUGCCUUGGACAAGAACUCGAGCUUACCCACAAGCCUUUUUUGUACCUGAUCAAAAGAGAGGUGGAUCAUACAAUUAUCUUACACAUGUUGUUUUUGAAAAUAUCUUUUGGAAGGGAAUACAAGGCCAAGUGAAUAAAUGGCGUGUUCAAGAGUUAGAUUUACCAAAGACCAAUUUGUACAGAAUGCAACAAACAAAAGUUCCGUUUUUGUACAAUGUUUCACCGUGCGUUAUGCCAUUUGCGACUGAUUUCCCGAGUUGGAUUACAGUUACUGGAUACUGGUUUUUAGAUGAAGGUGGUUCAGAUUACAACCCGCCAAGUGAAUUAAUUAAAUUCAUGGAUCAAGCUGUGGAAGAUGAUAAGAAGAUUGUUUAUAUUGGAUUUGGAUCAAUUGUAGUGAACGAUGCUGAAUCAUUAACGAAGGCUGUUGUUGAAGCAGUUUUAGAGGCCGAUGUUAGAUGUAUUUUGAACAAAGGGUGGUCAGAUCGUGGUCGCAAUAAGGACAAGAAGAAAAUCGAGGUUGAGCUUCCUCCCGAAGUUUAUAAUGCUGGUUCUAUUCCCCAUGAUUGGCUAUUCCCUAGAGUUGAUGCCGCUGUUCAUCAUGGAGGUUCUGGAACCACAGGCGCUACGUUGAAGGCGGGAUGCCCCAGUAUAAUCAAGCCAUUUUUUGGCGAUCAGUUUUUUUAUGGACAGAGAAUUGAAGAUAUGGGAGUAGGCGUUUCCUUGAAAAAAUUGACCAAGAAAUCCUUAGCCAAGGCUCUUGUAACAGUUACGGAAGAUUUGAAGAUUAUGGAAAAGGCCAAAAAAGUUAGUCAGAUUAUUAGUCAUGAGCAUGGUGUACUUUCUGCAAUUGAGUCUAUAUAUUUGGAGUUGGAGUAUUCAAGAAACUUGAUCUUUGCUAAAGGGGUUCAUAAUGAAAAUUACAAACGUCAUCAUCCUGAUUUUAGAUUGCAAACUGAAACUCCCACAGCCGAGGCUUCAGAUGAAGAAGAAGAAGAAGAGGACGACGACGACGGUGACAAUGACGAUGACAAUGACGACAAUGACGACGACGACGACGACGACGACGACGACGAUGAAGAUGAAGAGGAAGAGGAAGAGGAAUCAGAUAACCACAACGACAACGACGAUGACACUAAUAAUAGCACAGACGUUGAGGAUAACGAAAAUUCCGACGUUGAUAAGAUAUAA